Molecule: messenger RNA, 5763 nt
Organism: Menidia menidia (Atlantic silverside)
Lineage: Eukaryota; Metazoa; Chordata; Actinopteri; Atheriniformes; Atherinopsidae
Source: the annotation of a GenBank genome assembly
AUGUAUUUUAUCAUGGAUGUGAACCUGGCCGGGGAUGGGCCCGUGUUUGGAUCUCCAUGCGGAUGUGACAUUUCAGAGAAGAGCGCGACCGCCAUUUUGAGAUUUACCUCAGAUUCAACACAUCACAAACCACGGGAGGAGCGGGUUGUGAGCUGCACAGCCCAGACCAGUGUAGUACGCCCGGGCACAUUCCUCAUACGAAACGACAGACGAGGGACAAUCGGAGGAGCACACGGACUGGGGAUAUCGCAGGCAAAGUUGUUGAAUGUGUCCAUAGCAAAUGACCCUUUGUUUUCGUUGUUGCACCUUUAUCUCAAUUUGGCUGCCAAGUGUCAGCGAUUCGCACCCACCAAAGGCGCCGAGAUUGGGCGAAUAGCGAGCAAAUACGUCCGCGUUUCUCUACCCGCUCCCCCGCCGACCUCCCCUCCUCUCUCCCCGGCGCUGACAGCGGACAAGGCCGAGGUCGUAACAGAGCAGGCCCGGCCGCCAAGGCUCGACCUGUCCACCCCACCUCCGCAUCCCACCGCACCUCACCAGCAGUCCAGAACCCGGUUCCCCACCGAGCCGACACUGGACAAGGUCGAGGGCAACAGAGAUAGCAGGGAGCAGCGCAUCACAACCACAGCAGCUGCAGUCAUGAACCACCACCACACGCAGCAGCAGCAGCAGCAGCAACCGAAAGCCGGCGAGCAGCAGCUCAGUGAACCGGAGGACAUGGAGAUGGAAGCUGGAGACACAGAUGACCCUCCAAGAAUCCCAGCCAACCCCGUGAUCAAUGGUAAUGUGGCCAUGGCUGAUGGGCACAACAAUACAGAGGAAGACAUGGAGGAUGACACCAGCUGGCGAUCAGAGGCAACAUUCCGGUUUGUGGUGGAACGCUUCAGUCGGCUGAGUGAAUCUGUGCUCAGCCCGUCCUGCUUUGUGCGGAAUCUCCCCUGGAAGAUAAUGGUGAUGCCACGCUUCUAUCCGGACCGGCCUCAUCAGAAGAGCGUGGGCUUCUUCCUGCAGUGUAACGCAGAGUCAGAAUCCACGUCAUGGUCAUGUCACGCACAGGCCAUGCUGAAGAUCAUAAAUUACAAAGAUGACGAGAAGUCAUUCAGCCGCAGGAUCAGCCAUUUGUUCUUCCACAAAGAGAAUGAUUGGGGCUUCUCCAACUUCAUGUCAUGGAGCGAUGUGACAGAUCCAGAGAGGGGCUUCAUUGAUGAUGACAAAGUCACAUUUGAGGUCUACGUCCAGGCAGAUGCCCCACAUGGAGUAGCCUGGGACUCAAAGAAACACACUGGCUACGUUGGACUAAAGAACCAGGGUGCAACCUGCUACAUGAACAGCCUGCUACAAACCCUCUUCUUCACCAACCAGCUACGGCGGGCGGUGUACAUGAUGCCUACAGAAGGAGAUGACUCGUCUAAGAGCGUUCCGCUGGCACUGCAGAGGGUUUUCUAUGAACUGCAACACAGCGACAAACCAGUCGGCACCAAGAAACUCACAAAGUCUUUUGGAUGGGAAACACUAGAUAGCUUCAUGCAGCACGAUGUACAGGAGCUGUGCAGAGUGCUCCUGGACAACGUGGAGAACAAAAUGAAAGGCACUUGUGUCGAGGGAACCAUCCCCAAAUUAUUCAGAGGAAAGAUGGUGGUAUGUUUUCUCAAGCGGAUAGAGGACUACUAUGACAUUCAGCUUAGCAUAAAAGGAAAGAAGAACAUCUUUGAGUCAUUCAAAGAUUACGUUGCAACUGAACAGCUGGAUGGAGACAAUAAAUACGACGCAGGAGAGCAUGGCCUUCAGGAAGCAGAAAAAGGAGUGAAGUUCCUAACCUUCCCUCCAAUCCUUCAUCUGCAGCUGAUGAGGUUUAUGUACGACCCACAAACUGACCAGAACAUCAAGAUUAAUGACAGGUUUGAGUUCCCAGAUCAAUUACCUCUGGACGAGUUCCUUCAGAAGCCCGACUCUAAGGACCCAGCCAACUACAUCCUCCACGCGGUGUUGGUACACAGCGGGGACAACCACGGCGGUCACUACGUCGUCUAUCUUAACCCCAAAGGAGACGGCAAAGUGAGUGUCAAGGAACCAAUAUGGUGUAAAUUUGAUGAUGACGUCGUGUCACGGUGCACCAAAGAGGAGGCCAUAGAACACAACUAUGGCGGACACGACGAUGAUCUGUCAGUCCGCCACUGCACCAACGCGUACAUGUUGGUCUACAUCCGCGAGUCCAAGCUCAGUGAAGUGCUCCAGCCAAUGACUGACGUGGACAUCCCACAGCAGCUGGUGGAGCGAUUGCAGGAGGAGAAGAGAGUGGAGGCCCAGAAGAGGAAGGAACGCCAAGAGGCUCACCUCUACAUGCAGGUUCAGAUGGUGACCGAGGACCAGUUCUGCGGUCAUCAGGGCAACGACAUGUAUGAUGAGGAGAAAGUGAAGUACACAGUCUUCAAGUUCCUGAAGAGCUCCACGCUGCAGGAGUUUGUCCAGAACCUUUCUCAGACCAUGGGUUUCCCACAGGACCAGAUGAGGCUGUGGCCCAUGCAGGCUCGGAGCAAUGGAACCAAGCGACCCGCCAUGCUCGACUACGAGGCCGAUUGCAACAAGUCGAUGAUCGACUUGAGUGACAACGAGAAUCCCUGGACAAUAUUUCUGGAGACGGUGGAUCCGGAGUUGGCCGCCAGCGGAGCCACGUUACCCAAGUUCGAUAAAGACCAUGAUGUCAUGUUGUUCUUGAAGAUGUAUGACCCCAAAACCAGAAGCUUAAAUUAUUGUGGACAUAUCUACACACCCAUUUCCUGCAAAAUAAGAGACCUGCUGCCAGUCAUGUGUGAGAGAGCAGGGUUUCAGCAGGAAACUAGCCUUAUCCUCUAUGAGGAAGUAAAGCCCAAUCUAACCGAGCGAAUACAGGACUAUGAUGUCUCUCUGGACAAGGCCCUGGACGAGCUCAUGGAUGGGGACAUCAUUGUCUUCCAGAAGGACGACCCAGAGAACGACAGCAGUGAGCUGCCUACGGCCAAGGACUAUUUCCGGGAUCUGUACCACCGGGUGGACGUCAUUUUCUGUGACAAGACCAUCCACAAUGACCCCGGCUUUGUGGUCACGCUCUCAAACCGCAUGAAUUAUUUUCAGGUGGCCAAAACGGUGGCUCAGAGGUUGAACACAGAUCCAAUGCUGCUGCAGUUCUUCAAGUCACAGGGGUACAGGGACGGUCCAGGGAAUCCUCUCAGACACAAUUAUGAGGGAACGCUGCGAGACCUGCUGCAAUUCUUCAAGCCUCGGCAGCCCAAGAAACUUUACUACCAGCAGUUAAAGAUGAAGAUUACAGACUUUGAGAACAGGAGGAGUUUUAAAUCCAUUUGGCUCAACAGCCAGUUCAGAGAGGAGGAUAUCACCCUCUACCCUGACAAACACGGCUGCGUGCGGGACCUUUUGGAAGAAUGUAAAAAGUCAGUGGAGCUGUCUGAAAAUGGCUCUGAGAAGCUCAGGCUGUUAGAGAUAGUAAGCUAUAAAAUCAUCGGGGUUCACCAGGAGGACGAGCUGCUAGAAUGUUUAUCUCCUGCUGCCAGUCGCACCUUCAGAAUAGAGGAGAUUCCUUUGGACCAGGUGGACUUGGACAAGGACAGUGAAAUGUUGAUCCCUGUCGCCCACUUCCACAAGGAAGUCUUUGGCACCUUUGGGAUUCCCUUCUUGCUCAAGAUCAGACAGGGUGAGUCAUUUCGGGAGGUAAUGAGGAGGAUCCAGACAAUGCUGGACAUCCAGGAGAAAGAAUUUGAGAAGUUCAAGUUUGCAAUUGUGAUGAUGGGCCGGCAUCAGUACAUCACUGAAGAUGAGUACGAGGUCAACCUGAAGGACUUUGAACCACAGCCAGGUAACAUGUCCCACCCGCGCCCCUGGCUAGGGUUGGACCACUUCAACAAAGCUCCAAAGAGAGGUCGCUACACCUACCUGGAGAAAGCAAUCAAGAUCCACAACUAAAAGCAGCCCGCCCUUCCUCCUCCUCCUCCUCCUCCUGUCCUGCUCCGCCUUCCUCCCUACGUUAACAAAACCAUAACCACAGACUGUAACCAACCGUGUGUGCAUGUGUUUGUGCGCUAGAGGCCGUUUGGGUGUGUGCGUGAUCUCGUAUGUGUGUGUGUUCAUCACUGAGGCCCCGCCUGGACACCUGCAGCUCUGCACCGGCACCAUGUCGCAGCAGCUGACGGAUUAUUCUCCAACCACAAAAUGAACUGCACCAACCACCUCCCGACUGUUGAUUUUGUUGUAUAUUAAGUUUUUUCUUUUUUUUUUUUUAUCGUCUCCCUCUACGCUUGACGCUACUUUUUUUUGUUGUUUUUUUUGUUUCUUUUAUGGCUUCUCUACCUGUUGACUGCCUGCUUUUUGUUGCCUGUCUGGAAAUGGGAGACAUGAAAUUGGUUUUUAAGGUGAAAGGAGUGAAGCGGGAACUGGGACAGAGAUAUGUAUGUUUUUUUUUUUGUUUGCCCCCCUCCCCUCCUCUCCCACUUGACUCGUCAGCCUUUUUUUCCCUUCUGAGUUUUGGGGGUUUGUUUUUAAAUAAAGUUGUUUAAAGAGGAAUACAGCUGUGUGCAGAGUUUGAUGGAGAGGAUGUUUGCCAGGACUUGACUGACAGUGUUGCUGAACUUCUUUUUUUUUUUUUUUCUUUUUUUUUUUUUACCCCUUUCUUUCUGCAAAACAGAAGCGGCUGCAAGCUGGCGUUCACUCCGAAGUUCACUAGUCGCUCUACCUGAAGUUGUUUAUAGUUCCUGCUCCCACCCUAUAGUGCAACAAAAACCAGUAUUUGAGUUUACACCAGUUCUCUUCGCAUAGUUUGGUUGGAGGAUAAAGUAAAUUUUUUUGUCUCUUUAUGCAGAUCUUGUAUAAUAAAACAAAACAAAUAAAAAAAAACAUCUGCAAAACGGCAUCUGUUUAAAAAAAAAUAAUAAAUGGAGAAAAAUGAGAUUUGUCUGUAUUUCAUCUUGAACGUUGGCACUUAAUGUCGGAGUUCUCAGGAUUGGCAAAAUGUGCUUUUUUUCCUGUCUUUUUUUUUUUAGCUUUAAAAAACACGUGCACCAACAUUUCCCCCUUAACUCUUAUUUUUUCUUCUCUUUUUUUUUUUUUUAAUGGAGGGAGGGGUAGACUUUUUUUCUGUCAUUCCUCUGAGCGCUAAUGCACAUUGAAGCUUCGGCCCCUCUUGAGUCUGUCGCCCCCCGGUGGUUGCCCGCGGUAACUGCGUUGUGCUUGUUGGGACUGCAGACUCUCGGACUCCCUGCAGGAGUCUGAGGGUUGUGUAGAACCAAAACCAGCAUUGUAACAAACACUUCAAGCCCUUUCAAUUUAUUUAGCUUUUUUUUUUUUUCCAAGUACAGACGGAAUGCACCCCACGUAAUGCAUAGCUGGCUCUGUAAAGACAACAUUUAUUAAUUGUAUAUUUAAAAAUAUGAACGUGUAAAAUUUAAGAGACACGCGCCUUUCUUGUUGGGAACAGAAGGAGCCAGGUGUUCAUAUUUCUUGUGUGUAGGUUUCUUCCCCCCCCCCCUCUUCUUUUUGCGUUCCUGAUGUACCAUUGACAUAUUUUUUCUUUUCUGUUACAUUUGGAUUGUUUUGUUUUUCUUUCUUCUGAAAAACUAACUGCGGUGGUUUGUCUUGUUUUAAAAACUUCAGUACAAAGAUGACCUGCGGAAUCACAACCUUGAUUUGAUCUUUUCCAGUUUAAAAUCAUCAGUGUAGCAGCAGUGUACGACAACUAUUCCUGUAUAUUGCCUUUUUGCUGGAAAAUGUAUGUUGAAU